UCUUAGGGCGGAUGAAGAAGCAGUGGGAUUUAAAAUGGCGCCUGGAGAAAUAAACAGAGGCUGGUAUCGAGCUGAAUUCACCGUAAACGGCGGGAAACACGACCGUGGGGAGUGUGACAGGAAGUCAUCAUGCUGUGAGGUCGUGACCUCGCCUGCUCUGUGACCAGUAGAUGGCUGCCGAACUCUUCCCCACCAGCCUCCCUCAAGGUAACGAGGUGGAGGUGAAGAAGACUUUGAUACAGACGAGCCAAUCAGAGCCGCCGGGUGGUUACCAUGCCGACUCGGAAGGAGACGAAAUUCAAGCGAACGUCCUCACAGAGGGAGAGGAGAAAGAGGGCAGACAGGAAACACAGCCCACGCUCAGGGAGAGAAACGCUCUGAUGUUCAACAACGAGCACAUGGCUGAUGUUCAUUUCAUCGUCGGACCUCCAGGAGAAACCCAGAGAGUCCCUGCUCAUAAGUACGUCCUGGCGGUGGGCAGCUCUGUCUUUGGAGCCAUGUUUUAUGGGGAUUUGGCUGAGGGUCAAUCUGAGAUACAGAUCCCUGACGUGGAGCCGGCUGCUUUCCUCAUCCUGUUAAAGUACAUGUACAGUGAUGAGAUCCAGAUGGAGGCGGACACGGUGCUCGCCACGCUCUAUGCCGCUAAGAAGUACAUCGUUCCUGCUCUGGCGAAGGCCUGCGUGUCAUUCCUAGAGACGAGUCUGGAGGCGAGGAACGCCUGCGUGCUGCUGUCUCAGAGCCGGCUGUUCGAGGAGCCGGACUUGACGCAGCGCUGCUGGGAGGUGAUCGACGCCCAGGCCAACCUCGCUCUGCGGUCCGAGGGUUUCUGUGAGAUCGACUGGCCCACGCUGGAGAUCAUCCUGCAGAGAGACUCGCUCAACAUCCGAGAAGUCGCCAUCUUUCAGGCCAUGCUCAGCUGGGCGUCCGCUGAGUGUCGGCGUCAGGGUCUGGCGGUGACCCCCAGGAACCAGCGGGUGGUUCUGGGUAAGGCUCUGUACCUGGUCCGGAUCCCCUCCAUGACGCUGCAGGAGUUUGCAGACGGGGCGGCGCAAUCGGACGUCCUGACGCUGGAGGAGACUCGUGAUGUCUUCCUGUGGUUCACCGCCUCCAACAAACCAACACUGGAGUUCCCUCUGGGGAAGCGGACCGGCCUGUUGCCGCAGAGGUGUCACCGCUUCCAGUCCUCUGCCUACCGGAGCAACCAGUGGCGUUACAGGGGUCGCUGCGACAGCAUCCAGUUCGCAGUGGACCGACGGAUAUUUCUGGCCGGACUGGGGCUGUACGGGUCCAGUGGCGGGAAGGCUGAGUACAGCGUGACCAUCGAGCUGAAGAGGCAGGGAACGGUCCUCGCCCAGAAUCUCACAAAGUUCCUGUCAGACGGGUCCAGCAGCACCUUCUCCGUGUGGUUCGAACAUCCGGUCCAGGUGGAGCAGGACACCUUUUACACGGUCAGCGCCGUCCUGGACGGGAACGAGCUGAGUUACUUUGGUCAGGAGGGGAUGACCGAGGUGCAGUGUGGGAAAGUGACCUUCCAGUUCCAGUGUUCCUCGGACAGUACCAACGGGACCGGGGUGCAGGGGGGGCAGAUCCCUGAGGUGGUCUUUUACUGCUGAACCAGAACCAGGACUCUGACCAAUCAAAGAACAAACAACCAACGAGCUCUGAUGGGACUGCUGCCCUGAACUCGAAGCUGAUUGGCUGUUGUAGAAGAGCUGGAAGCUGAUUUGUUUCUGUGUUUGAACAUUAAAGUUGAAGUGACGGACAGUGAAAA
Labrus bergylta (ballan wrasse) is the source of this 1771-nucleotide messenger RNA. The record is from RefSeq and is a predicted model, not a curated record. Lineage: Eukaryota; Metazoa; Chordata; Actinopteri; Labriformes; Labridae.